UAAACCAUUGUCAAGCGAUUUUGCAUUUAAAUUACAGUUUCCUAUUCGAACAUAUCAAGUCGUUGUCUAUCGAAGCCAGUAUCGAACCCCUCUUUCUCGCUCUCGUGGUAUCGCCCGAUCCCUCUGUGUCAGUUUCAAGUUGCGCCUUCUGCUGUGUGUGUGUGUGUUUGUGUGGCUGUUCUGGCCCGGACUGUGUUACACAAAACCAAAUCUAACACCGUGGAUUCUGCGCGCUGGGCGGAUUCACACACGAAUAUGGACUUGUUAACGUUGCUUCCCUGUGGAUUGUAAGCGCGCAGGGCUCGGAGGGUGAGGAUGCUUGAGGCGGGCACUUAAAAGUUGACCGUCAUAGACCAUAGAGAAAGGAAGAGAGGCUGGAUCCAGAGAGCCCUAUCUGGGGCCUUCACAGCCCUGUGUGAGCCUGGACCAUGGGGGAUGGAGGAGCUGGUGCUGCUGGAGGAGAUGGAGUGAACCAGUCUCACGUCCUGUUUGACACCUUCGUCCAGGCUUCCACUUGUAAAGGAACGCUCAAGGCCUUCCAGGAGCUGUGUGAUCACCUGGACGUGAAGCCCAGUGAUUACCGAGUCUUUUAUCACAAGCUCAAGUCCAAACUUAACUACUGGAAGGCCAAAGCUCUAUGGGCCAAGUUGGACAAGAGAGCCAGCCAGAAGGAGUACAAGAAGGGCCGUGCCUGUGCCAACGCUAAGUGUCUCAUCAUCGGUGCGGGUCCAUGUGGCUUGCGCACAGCCAUCGAGCUCGGUUUCCUGGGAGCCAAAGUGGUACUGUUGGAGAAGAGAGAUGCUUUCUCCAGGAACAAUGUGCUGCAUCUCUGGCCCUUCACCAUCCAGGAUCUCAGGGGCCUUGGGGCCAAGAAGUUCUACGGAAAGUUCUGCGCUGGUGCUAUUGAUCAUAUCAGUAUUCGUCAGCUCCAGCUCAUGCUGCUCAAAGUGGCUCUCCUCCUUGGAAUUGAAAUCCACGUCAACGUAGAAUUCAAGGGUCUGAUCGAGCCGCCGGACGAGCAGGACAAUGAAAGGAUUGGCUGGAGGGCUGAGGUCCACCCCAGGACGCACCCUGUCAAUGAGCUGGAGUUUGAUGUCAUCAUUGGAGCCGACGGACGAAGGAACACACUACCAGGGUUUAAGCGAAAGGAGUUCCGUGGCAAACUUGCCAUUGCCAUCACAGCAAACUUCAUCAACAGGAACACGACAGCGGAGGCCAAGGUGGAAGAGAUCAGCGGCGUGGCCUUCAUCUUCAACCAGAAGUUCUUUCAAGACCUCAGAGAAGCGACAGGUAUUGACCUGGAAAACAUUGUCUACUACAAGGAUGACACGCACUAUUUUGUGAUGACGGCCAAAAAGCAGAGUCUGCUGGAGAAAGGAGUCAUUCUGCAUGACUAUGCUGACACCGAAAUGCUGCUAUCGAGAGCUAACGUGGACCAGAUGGCGCUGUUGUCUUACGCCAGAGAAGCUGCGGAUUUCUCCACCAACCACCAGCUGCCCUCCCUGGACUUCGCCAUCAACCACUACGGUCAGCCUGAUGUGGCCAUGUUUGACUUCACCUGCAUGUACGCGUCCGAAAACGCCGCCAUGGUGCGCCAGCGCAACGGCCACAAGUUGCUGGUGGCGCUCGUGGGAGACAGCUUGUUGGAGCCUUUCUGGCCCAUGGGCACUGGCAUCGCUCGAGGUUUCCUGGCAGCCAUGGACUCUGCUUGGAUGGUGAAGAGCUGGGCGCAAGGAAAAACCCCUCUGGAGGUGCUGGCUGAGAGGGAAAGUAUUUAUCGUCUCCUUCCCCAGACUACGCCCGAAAACGUCAGCAAGAACUUCAGUCACUACAGUGUGGAUCCAACUACACGCUACCCCAACAUCAGCCUUAACUUCCUCAAACCGAGCCAGGUGCGCCACCUGGUCGACACGGGGGAGUCGAGGGAAGUGCGCAUUGAAAUCGAGAAUGUCAUCAACGCAUCCACACCAAAGCUGGCCAGGAAUGAAUCCAUAGCCCGGUCCAGUAAACUGCUCAACUGGUGCCAGCGUCAAACAGAGGGCUACAGGAACGUAAAUGUCAGAGACCUGACCAUGUCUUGGAAGAGUGGGCUGGCCCUUUGUGCACUCAUCCACAGAUACAGACCUGAUCUCAUUGACUUUGACUCGCUGGACGAGCGAGACCAGGAGAGGAACAACCAGUUGGGCUUCGACGUGGCAGAGAGAGAAUUUGGCAUCUCCCCCUGCAUGACUGGCAAGGAGAUGUCUUCUGUGGUGGAGCCUGACAAACUCUCCAUGGUCAUGUACCUCAGCCAGUUCUACGAGAUGUUUAAGGACACAGUACCACCUGGCGAUAACCACAAUUUGAGUCCCGAGGAGAAGGCAGCACUGAUAGCCAGCACCAAAUCGCCCAUCUCCUUCCUCAGUAAGCUUGGUCAGAGUAUUGCCAUUUCCAGGAAGCGCAAUCCCAAGGACAAGAAAGAGAAGGAUGUGGACAGUUUGGGGAAGAGGAGGAAAACCAGCCAAUCUGAAGAAGAGGAGCUGUCCAGGGUCGGCCGUGAAGACCGUAACACUGUCCCAGCACUUUUGACGGACAAAAAGAUGGACUCGGCCAAUGCGGGAAACCACAACAAGGUCAAGGUCAUGGCGACCCAGCUGCUUGCCAAAUUCGAAGAGAACGCUCCGGCUCAGCACACAGGCCUCAAAAGACAGGGGGAAUCUUUGCCCAAUCUGGACCGCCUUUUGACCCCUGCUCUACCCCCUGCCCCAGUGAAUGAGCCACUGCGGCUGGCCCCUGUCCCGGCUUGGAGAAAGAGACGAACGCAGCAGCAGGAGCAGCUGAGCAUUCGCUAUAAAGAGCAGCUCAAGUGUCAAACGCUGCCCAACAGAGGGGAGCAGGCCAGAAGUGUUGCGGAGCAAGUGUCGAGCUCGGCCUCUCGGAGCUGCCCAAAGAAAACCAUUCUUCUCCCCUCUUCCUCUUCCACUUCCUCGCUCCCUCGUCACUCAGAGGAUGCGGCGUGCGCUCCUGCAGAAGAGGAACUUGAGUACUAUGAGAUGCCUGUGGAGUAUGGGGACUGGCAGCCGAUGCAGCUGACAGAUCCGGGACCCAUUCACAUCCCUGGAAUUCAGGAAAGGGCAGAUCGCCUCAUCUCCAAAUUUAAGGGCAAACCGAACAAGCCCCCAAAGCCCAAGAAAAAGCCGUCCCGUUUCUUUUUAGAGCAGUGGUACAUGUCCCGAGGCAUCGCCGACUCCCCUGGCUCCUCACAGGACCGAAAGAAGCCGGCCAACUCUGUGCAGUCGGACGAGCCGCUGCCCCUGUAUGUUCUUAGUAUUCAGGAGAGGGCUGAGCAACUUGCUUCUCAAAUUGAGGGCAAGUCGGUCGGACCACAGAAAAAGCCCUCUCGCUUCUUUAUGGAUCAGUGGCACCUGGCCAGAGCCCAAAGCUCCCUUGACUCCCCGCUGUCCUCUUCUUCUCACGCUGUGAGACAGCAGUAUAUAAGGAUGUACACAGGGGGAGUUAGCUCAUUGGCUGAGCAGAUAGCCAAUCAGCUGCAGGCUCAGGAAGAGCCAAAGCCUCUACUCGAUAAAAAGGAUUCGGGCUCGCUCAGAAAAGAGUUCCCAGUCAACAUCGGCGGCAGCGACGUGUGCUUCUUCUGUCAAAAGCGGGUGUAUGUGAUGGAGCGACUGAGUGCAGAGGGCAAGUUCUUCCACCGCAGCUGCUUCAAGUGUGACUACUGCGGCACCACCCUGCGACUCUCAUCCUACGCCUUCGAUGUGGAAGGAGGGAAGUUUUACUGUAAGCCCCAUUACUGCUACCGCUUGUCCGGCUAUGCUCAGAGGAAGAGACCUGCUCCUGAACCGGCUCCAGUCCCUGUGAAGGAGAAGCAGUCUCCUCAGUCACCUAUAAUGUCCGUGGACACGCCAGGAAGACCUACGGCGCCUACAACCCCCACAGCAGAACUCAGGCCCUCAGUGCCAGACGUCAAUGGGAUCCAAGAGCCGUGUCUCGCGAAGCGACUGCGUGGAACUCCAGAGCGUAUCGAACUGGAGAACUACCGAUUGUCCCUGCAGAAGGAGGAGGAGCUGGAAGAGGUGCCUGAGGAGACGCUGGCUGAGCAUAACCUCAGCAGUGUUCUGGAUAAGGGCACGGAAGAAGACCUCGGCUCCAGUAGCUCGGAGUCAGAUAUGGAGGAAGAGGACGAGCCAGAGGAGCAGGAGCAGGACGACAUGGAGCGGCAACCUAGAAGCCCUUCAGAUCUAGGCGGCGUACCUUGGAAGGAAGCUGUGGAGCUGCACGCCAGACUGAGGGGUGAACAAAGCGACGACGAGGGCCUGGCAGACGCAGUCAGCAGAGACGGUGAACUGGACGAAGAAGAGGAGGACGAAGACGAUGAGGAGGAGGAAGAAGAUGAAGAGGACGAAUCCAGUGACGAGGGUGAUUACUGCCCUUGGGACAGAGAGCUCCAGUCAGGCCUUUGGCUUGAGAAGUUCUUGACUGAUGAAGAGGAUGUUGGUACCUUUAAAGCCCGGAACCUGCCGAUCCGACAAGCGCUGCAGCCUCUCGACCCGCAGGCCCUUCCAGGUCUGACCAGAGAACGUCUGGACUCUGAGACAGACAAGAGCGGCCAGCAGGCCUUAGACUCCCAAGUUUCCCAGCCCUUUGACCUCACACAGCCCCCCUCCACAGCCUCCGCCCGCGCAUCAGCCCGACACGAAGCGGUGCGAGUCUGGUUGGAGUCAAUGUCUGGAGAGGCGUGUGAGGAUGAGGAGCUGGAAGCAGAAGCAGAAGGCCCAGAUGUCGAGCCUGGAACAGAAAUGGAUCAGGAUGACAUUCCAUCUGAUGCCGAAGCUGAAGCACGUCUGCAGCAGUCCGUGCUCGUGGAAGUUCUGCCCGAGGAAGAAAAAGAGUCUGAAAGUUUAGAUCUUGCUUCAAGUGUCGAUCCUUCUAGUGUCGGCCUGGAGCCGGAGGACGAGGAGGUUCUGGCUUCUGCUGAGCCUGAAGCAAAGGCGCCUUAUUCCUCGCCUCCUUAUCUGGUGAAACCUCCUGGUGGCCAUUUCUUCUCAGAACCGGUGCUUUCUGAUGAACCAAAGCCCGAGAGAAAACCGCUGUCUCCACUUGCCAAGAGUCCUCUGUGCCCUUCACCAGUUCCUUCGUCCCCCUCUUCUAAUCCCUUUGUCAAAGCACCUUCUCCUACAACUGGAUCACCGGCUAAAUCCCCGAUCGCAUCAACGAUCCAGCCAGUGUCGGCUUCGCCCGUCAUCUGUCCUGCAAAGUCUCCGAUUAUUUCACCUAUCUGCUCGCAACCCACUCCUCUUCCAGAGACCUGCACGCCCAAAUCUCCUGUGUACCCCAAUCGCUCCAUUUGUCCUUUGACUGGCAACCCUCUCUCCCCAAUCUGUGCUCAGCCUUUAACAUGCCGAGAACCCUCUUCACCACUCACCUCAGACUCCCCUGUCCGGAAUCCUCCGGUCCCUGGUGUUACAUCAACACCCCUGUCCAAAAUGGACAAGGGGGGCAGUGACCCCUCGCUGGACUCCACAUCUGAGGAGACCAAAAAGUCUGAUAUUAUCGAGGAGUUUUGGUUAAAAAGUGCGGAGAUCAGAAAGAGCCUUGGUCUGACUCCUUUGGAACGUAGUAGUAAAAUCUUGGAGAAAAGCAUUGAUAAAACUCCAACUCAGGAUCCCACCCCGCCCAUGAAGCCCUCCCCUAUGGCGCCGGAGGAGCAGAAGCCUGUGUUUACUGGCCGAGCUGUGAUCCGAAGGCUCAACAUCACCCUGGAGGGUCAAGUCAUUACUCCUAUUGCUCCCGUAGAGAGUAAGAGUAAUGGUCCAGAUAAGAGGGAGCUCAGCAGCAGCUCUGGUUUGGGUUUGAACGGCAGCAUGGUCCACAGCCAGACUGCGAACAGCAAGAGCUACAACACCUCUGACUCUGCCAUGCUCACUCCCCCUUCCAGCCCACCGCCACCCGUGCCUUCCAACCAGUCUCCCGCCGUGCUGCGGCAGCAGAGACACCAGGUGCCCUGGACCAACGGGAUUGAGGAACCAUGCAAGGAAGCCAAAGAACCAACAAAACCUAAAACACCGAUACCUUCUCCCAGGACACAGCUGAGCCCGAUGUCACCGCCCAAACCUGCACCCAGGAAAAUCUCCUCACCGCAUCUCGAAACGCCUCCCGCUGUAGUCAUGAGGGAGAAAAAGAAGCAGCCCCGACCGGAAGUGGUGAGGAAGUCCUUCGUGGAGACUGUCGAAGAGAUUCCGUUUGCAGAUGAUGUGGAGGAGAGCUACGACGAGCGGACACCGGAAACCAGCAUAAACAAGUACUAUACUCCUCCGACUAGCAAGCCUAAGAAGGAUAAACCUCCUUUUCAUUUGGCCUUAGCAAUGGAGAAUGGCAAACCCAACAUCCCUGACGGCACGGUUGCUAAAAACCCGCGAGCUACUCAGUUUUCUCCAGAGGCAAAAGAAAUCGCAGAGGAGAGAAUGAGGGCCAGAGAGAAGUCCAUCAAGAGUCAGGCUCUGAAAGACGCUAUGGCCAGGCAGCUCUCUAAAAUGAAAGAAGCCGAGUCCGACAAGGGGGCUCCACCUAAAGUGGCCUUGAGUGAACUCCCUGAGGUGUCUGGGAAGAGCAAGAACUCAGCAAGAUCUCCAAAGACGUCUGCUGUAAAAGCUUUGGAGUCAAAGAAGGAGACUUUACCCGAGCGCUUCUUCAGCAGCAACAAGAGUCUGGACAGCUCUGUGGCUUCUUCAGACGGCUCCUCCUCAAGCAAGAGUAAGAAACGCAGUUCACUCUUCUCACCUCGGAAGAAUAAAAAGGAGAAAAAGGCCAAGAACGACAGCAGCAGGCAGUCGGGCACUGAAGAGACUCCACCCAAACACAAGUCUUUGUGGAAGGCCGUUUUCUCAGGGUACAAGAAGGACAAGAAAAAGAAGGAGGACAAGUCUUGUCCCAGCACUCCUUCCUCCAGCUCCACCACUCAGGAUUCUGGAAAGAAGAGAUUGUCACCUCUUGGAAAGUCUUCGGACUUGAGGUCGCGCCGAAACCUGAGCUUUUCUGAGGAUUCAGACUUGUCAUGUGAUGAUGUUCUGGAGAGAUCGUCCCAGAAGUCAAAGGCAGAUCUGCACACGGACAUCUUUGACCUAGUGUCAGGAAUGCAGAAGGAAGCGAUUAAAGAGGAGAAGCUGGAUAAGGACAGGAAGAGAGAAUUCAAGGAAAGAAAGCGCGUGAAAGAGAGGCGCAAAGAGAGGGCACAAGAAAAUGAGGUUGAACGAGAUAAGGAUAAAGACGAGGAGGAGUCUGUGUAUGUCCCUCACGCACUGGCGUUCAAGAGAUCGUACGCCUCCAAGAAAACGUACACGGAAGAGGAGCUGAACGCCAAGCUGACUCGGAAGGUCCAGAAAGCUGCACGACGGCAAGCCAAGCAGGAGGAGCUUAAGAGGCUGCACCGAGCUCAGAUUAUCCAGAGACAGUUGGAGCAGGUGGAGGAGAAGCAGAGGCAGCUAGAGGAAAGAGGAGUCGCAGUGGAGAAGGCACUGAGAGGAGAAGCAGGAUUGUAUAAAGGUACUUAUACGUUACCCAAACAGCACAAAAGAAGAUCAGACUAUUGGGGAGAUUCUAAUUACAGUGAAAUCCUGGACUUGCAUCUGGGCGUCCUACGCACCCUUUCCAAUUGUCUUAUGGAAGUUGAGUCCUAUGUGGGGAUGCAGCGUCGAAGAACUCUGCCCCUCUGCCUCUGCUGUUCCCCUGAAGGCAUGGGAAAGAAGGAUGAUCCCAAACUCAUGCAGGAGUGGUUCAAGCUGGUGCAGGAGAAGAACGCCCUGGUGCGCUACGAGUCGGAGCUCAUGAUAUUUGCCAGAGAGCUGGAGCUGGAGGACCGGCAGAGCCGCCUGCAGCAGGAACUCAGGGAGCGGAUGGCUGUCGAAGACAACCUGAAAACGGAGAAGGAGCUGGCGCAGGAGAAGCAGAUUCUCAACGAGAUGCUGGAGGUGGUGGAGCAGCGCGACGCCCUGGUGGCCCUGCUGGAGGAGCAGAGGCUGCGGGAGAAAGAGGAGGACAAGGACCUGGAGGCCGUCAUGCUCUCCAAGGGCUUCAACCUCAACUGGGCCUAAACACUCCUCUCUUGAAAGUGAAAUGAUCACACCUGCGGCGGUGAAUGUGUAAUGAAGCGACACCUCUCACGCUCACACUUUUGUGCUUGUGGUUGACACUUUAGCAGCGUUUACAUAUCCUAGGUCUACACAACCGUCUGGUGGGUGGCUGCCUGGCAGCGGAACCCUCAACCACACCGGUGGGAGAAUGUUCAAAGACUCCAUAAAGGGAAUUAUGCAGUUUGGUCCUACUGAUGUAAAGGAAACGUAGAGAGUUAGUCGUGCGUAGACACGUUUCUCGACUGCUCCAUCUGUUCACUGUUGAAGCUUUUGUUUUUAUGACCCACGGAGAUGUUUUCUCCUCCCAGUUCUGUGUGAGCCAGGACGACAAGCGCAUUUACGAUUGCCAUGUUGAUAGUUAUAUAUUGUUUUGCAUUCACAGGACAGUGCCCAGAAACUCUUGAACUUGUGUGUCACAAACUUGCACCCGCGAGCAUGUUAGGGAUCAAACCCGCCGGCUGGUUGCUCCACUGGACGUCUCACUGGACGGGACAGUAGCGGUUUCACUGUAAAUCCUCACUGACUUGCGCGUUCACACUCCUGUGGUGUUUGUGUAGUUACCUGCUUCAGUUAAAACCAGCAUCUCUUCAGGACGACACAAUGACCGGUAUUCAAACUACUCAGUAACUUUUGAGUUAUGCAGGGUCACGACAGGUAGUGGCAACAGUCGGUGCCACAAUAUCAAUAAGAUGCCUUUUUCAUUUUCAACUUCCAACACUAUAUAUCUCGUCAUGCUCUUCUUUUCUACGGCUGGUCCCCAAGUUCCUCUCUGCGGAAUUGUACCUUGAGCUCACACCGCGUGCAGUGCGUUCCUGUCCGUGUUGGAUGGUUGCAAGAAUCCAACUGAAACUCUAGAAAGUAUAUUUAUGAUUUUUGCUCUGAGCUGUGAAUUAAAACCGAGUUUAGUCAUCAGAGUUGUUGUGCUAGAUGGUGUGUGUGAUGACAUGGUUGUGUUGUUGAUAUUUAUUAACAUGUGCAAACUGUAUAAUAUGUACAGAAAAAUGGAAAUCCUAAUUUUUAAAAUGUUUCAUGACACAUGACCUGUUAUGUAAAUGCUUUAUGUAGCUACGAGGCUUAGGGGUGUUGGAUGUAUAUGCUGAUGACAGCAAUAAAGCAAUGCAGUUCUUAAGUCACGCGCUCCAGGUGUUU
Messenger RNA from Synchiropus splendidus (mandarinfish), 9272 nucleotides. It is a transcript of the gene mical3a, whose product is annotated as microtubule associated monooxygenase, calponin and LIM domain containing 3a. The transcript is spliced from 48 exons. The record is from RefSeq and is a predicted model, not a curated record. Gene Ontology annotation, molecular function: protein binding; FAD binding. Lineage: Eukaryota; Metazoa; Chordata; Actinopteri; Syngnathiformes; Callionymidae. The coding region runs from base 429 to 8084 and encodes 2551 amino acids.